CUUGGAGCUCUUGCGCUGAUUGAAGAGCUGUUAUAUCGCUAGACCAUUUGAGGCAGACUGAGGCUGGAGAGAACUGGAUCAGCUUGUCUUCUACACACUAGAGCAGAGUUUUGGAUCUGAUUCACAGUAGAUCCAGAAUGCUGAAGACACGAUGGAUCCUCUGAGUUAUCUGAGGUUGCUGCAAGCCUGCACCCCCCCAGCUCUCCUUCACCCUACACGCCGCCUUCGUUCCAGGGCGUCUGACCACAAAGAGUCUGGCUCCUGGCUGACUGACUAGAGCCCCCACACACAUAGGUGAAAGGUGACCCGUCCCUGUGGAAGUAUGCCUGGAUGGAGGUCCCAGUGGCGUCUGGUGCUACUCAACCUGCUGACCUGUGGCCUGGAGAUCUGCGUGGCAGCUGGAAUCACCUAUGUGCCCCCGCUGCUGUUGGAGGCUGGUGUGGAGGAGAAGUACAUGACCAUGGUGCUGGGCAUUGGUCCUGUCCUGGGCCUCCUCUUCAUCCCUCUCAUUGGCUCAGCCAGUGACCACUGCAACAGCAUCUAUGGCCGCCGCCGGCCCUUCAUCUGGCUGCUUUCGCUUGGUGUUCUCCUGGCUCUCCUCAUCAUCCCCCACGCUGAUGUCCUGGCCGUUCACCUCAGCUGGGGCAGCAGCCGCUCGAACCAGGCCCUCCAGAUAGGCCUGCUCAUCCUGGGCGUGGGCCUGCUGGACUUUUGCGGUCAGGUGUGCUUCACGCCACUGGAGGCACUGUUGUCUGAUCUAUACCGUGAGCGCGAGGACUGUGCCCAGGCCUUCGCCAUGUUCUCCUUCAUGGUCAGUCUGGGUGGCUGCGUCGGCUACCUGUUGCCCGCACUGGACUGGAGCGGUGGCCUCUUGGCCUACUACCUGGGUGGGCAGGCCGAGUGUCUUUUCACCCUCCUCAUCCUCAUCUUCAUUGUCAGCGUGCUGGUCACCAUGAAGGUGUCGGAGGAGCCUUCCUGCAGACCACUGGUGCCGGAGGCCGGGCCAUCGAAUGCCGGACGCUGUGGCCCUCGCUCUUGCUGCUACGUGUUACAGUGUAAACUCAGACUUCUGAAGUCUGGUCCACUGCUGUGCUUUCUCAGGACUUGCUGGUCCAUGACCCCAGCAAUUUACAGGAGCUACUGCCACGUUCCGCGAGUCAUGAGGCAGCUGUGUGUGGCUCAGUUGUGCAGCUGGAUGGCCGUCAUGUCCUUCAUGCUCUUCUAUACGGACUUUGUGGGCGAGGGACUGUAUGAAGGAGUGCCCAGUGCUGCUCCGGGCACUGUGCUCAGACAGCGAUAUGAUGAAGGCAUCCGUAUGGGCAGCCUGGGGCUGUUCCUACAAUGUGCUACCUCAACUUUCUUCUCGCUGGUCAUGAGCCGGCUGGUGCAUGUGUUUGGCUCCAGAAAGGUCUACCUGAGCAGCAUGGUGUCCUUCACCGUCUCGGCAUUGAUCAUUUGUCUGUCCAAGAGUGUGCUACUGGUCACUGCCAUGUCUGCGCUCACAGGGUUUGCUUAUGCCACUCUGCAGACUCUGCCGUACACGCUCACCUGCCACUACCAUAAAGAGAAGGAGGUGUACAUGCAGACCAAAAAGACGCACAAGAGUGGACUGAGCAUCACCCAUGAGUCCGUAUGUCUCACAUUAGAUGAUGACACUGGUGAUCUGAACCAUAAGAGCGGCUAUGCUAAUGGCCAUGUACACUAUGACCAGGAAUAUUACCCCUCUCAGCACAGUCAGAAUGGUACGCCUCCUGCUCUGGGAUCAGAUGAUUAUGACAAACGGGGGGUGGGCUUGGAUUUUGCCAUUCUGGACAGCACCUUCCUGCUCUCUCAGGUCUUCCCUACCUUCUUCAUGGGCAUGAUCGUCCAGUUCACACAGUCAGUCACUGCCUACGUUGCCUCUUCUGCCAUUUUCGGUGCAAUUGGUGUUUAUUUUGCCACACACAUUAUCUUUGACCAAAAGGAUCUUAAAGAGUGAGAGAAUACAUCUGAUGAAAAGACUCGAGGGGCAUAAAAUCACAAGUUGUUCGUCUUGGGAAACGUGUGUAUGAUAGCCGAAAGAGAAACACUGCAUGCUAUAAGCAAGCUCUGUAAUAGAAAUACACUUUAAAGUACCAUAAAACCAAAACUGGACAAAGACCCAUCGUCACAGCCUCUGCAGUUAUUCGUUAUCUGACCCGCUCUUCUUCUGUCUGCUGUUUGCCCACACAAGAGCAUCCUGCUUGCACCACCAUGCUUCCUCAUCGCUCAACGGACAAUUUGGAAAAAUCUCUUGCUACUUCAUUUUCACUGCUCACUGGCACAGACCAGGAAACUGUCCUUUCUAAGUUAAUGCUCUAGUUCAUUUCCUUCCAUUUGCACUGAUGCACGUUUUACCAUCCCAGUCCUCAUUGUUGAGCUGUUCACUCUGGGAUGGCCUACGCAAUAUAAGCCAAGCAGGCCAAGGAAGGCCGGCCCAGACGGCCCGACAGUGCUGCCCUCAUAACAGCUCCACGCUGAUCAAGCUGUUUUGUUCAUUCAUAGUUUAUACUGAGUUUUAAGGACAAAUUAUGCAUUUGAAAGAGCCUUUUCACCAACACAAUGAAUGGAAUGAAACUUGGACCAACGGACACAUCAGUCAGGUGCAAUGUGUGAUGAUGCAAAUACCCUUUAUGUUACUUUAAGAAAAAUUUAGAAAAAUAACUAUUUUAUUGUAUAUAUUUUUAUAUAUCAAUAAUAUAUAUAAAGAUAUUUAUAUCCCUAUGGGAAUUUUUAUGCAACCUGCUUAGUGAGGUCAUCUCUAUUUAUCUUCUGCUGUUCUCAUCAAACAAAAAAAAGUUCUUUUUCAUGAACUACAGUUUGUCUUUGUGGUUAGAAACCAGCACUAAUAGCCAAGUACAGCCAGAAUCUACCAAGACAAUCUAGGUUAUUUUUGUAUGGCGGUCUAAACUACCUAUAUCACACCAUGUGCCACAAAUGUUCACAAAUUUGUAGAAGAGUGCAGCAGGGCAGAGAAAGGUGUUAUUAACUCAAUGUGAAUUUUAGGAAGAUGCCCCAUCAAAUGUAGUGUGCUUUCUAACAGACGAACAAUCGGACUCUCAGGAUGGACCCACUGUCUCAUCAAAGCUUCCGUUAUGUGCCAGCGCACUAACAGGUAUCCAUCAACGAGUAUUCACAUUAAAAACUGAAGAGGGUAUCUAUCUAUCUAUGUGUGCCAGCCUCUACAGGCAUGUGUAGUUUAUUAUGCCUGCUGUUUACAGUUCAAAUCCAAAUGUACUGUCGAAUUGUGAAGGCAGAGUUAUUGUCUAUCAGUUAUCAUUUCAUGACUUUUGCACUCCUCUGUCUUGCAAGUCUGGUAAUACCUUAAGUAUUCUGUUUGGUAUGGAUUUGGCAGCGCUAUUAGCUCAUUUACUGCAUUGUGUGGACUUCACUGCCGUUUGUGUGAGGGCUCAAACCCUUUGAGAUCAUUUAGAAUUUUUUUUCUUUUGUUUUGAAUUUGUUUGUUUCACAUCUGGUUGUAGUUCUGUUGUGGUUGUUUUGUCUUGGAGCUAACUGUUCACCUUGCUUUGUUUUCCCAAGAUGAAUAACCGCCUGACCUCUUUAUAUUAAUGAAUCUCAGCUCUAAAGUGCCUGAAUAAACCUCUGUAAAUAGGCCUCUGUAAAUAGGUAUUUACUUACCAGGUCAGGAAAAAAACCCAAGCACAAUGCUUUUUUCUUUUGCUGUGUGAGUUAAGGCUGUUAAUGUGAUGCCUUUUCCUGUGAGAUGAAGAUAAAUUAUUCUUUUUAUUCUUUUUUUAUAGACAGACUGCUAUUUAUUUGAAAAUGCCUUCGUCCUGCUUCGGAGCUGUGCAUGCAGUGCUUUCACACUUUGAAGCUUGUGUUAUGAGACUGUUCAUCUGAUUCCAUGUAUGUCUACCUUUCAUAAUGAAUUACUAUGAGUUGAUAUUAAUGAUGCUGUACAAACAGGCAAAAGGGGCCACUGCCUCAGCACAAAACACCGUAUAGUGUAUCAUCCAUCACCCUGUCGGGCUCUGUGUGCCUCAUAUUGAACUGCAAAUGUGUACGUUACAGUGUGCCAUCACUGGAUGUCACAACACGUUAACAGCUGCCACCUCGAAAAAGGACAAAUUCAGCGAUUCACUAAGACACACACAGUAUUGCCAAUCAUGUUGCAUAUUGUAAGCGCAACAGACAACAGUUCUGUUUACACAAGGAGCCGGUCAGGAUAUCUGUAACCACUGUACUUGUGCAACGUCCUGGGAUUUUUAUGCUUAUCAUUAAAAUGUUUUUUGUUUAAUAGUAACAUCACAUUAAAUUAAACCUUUUUGUAACAGUG
Pygocentrus nattereri (red-bellied piranha) is the source of this 4315-nucleotide messenger RNA. RefSeq names its product solute carrier family 45 member 3. The transcript has 5 exons. Gene Ontology annotation, cellular component: membrane. Gene Ontology annotation, molecular function: sucrose:proton symporter activity. The record is from RefSeq and is a predicted model, not a curated record. Lineage: Eukaryota; Metazoa; Chordata; Actinopteri; Characiformes; Serrasalmidae. The coding region runs from base 323 to 1978 and encodes 551 amino acids.